Molecule: messenger RNA, 636 nt
Organism: Didymodactylos carnosus
Lineage: Eukaryota; Metazoa; Rotifera; Eurotatoria; Philodinida; Philodinidae
Source: the annotation of a GenBank genome assembly
AUGGAUCGACCCAAUAUUAUCAUUUGCGGUACACCUGGUGUUGGUAAAUCCCGUUUAUGUCAAGAUCUGUGUCAGAAAUGUCCAGAAUUACGAUAUAUAAACAUUAACGAUAUAGCUCAAGAGAAAAGCUUGUACAUUGAAUAUGAUGACGAUAAUGAAUGUCAAGUAUUAGAUGAUGAACGUGUACAAGAUUUCUUAGAAGAAAAAUAUUUUCGAUUGAAAGAAUCCGGGUUAGUUAUUGAUUAUCAUAGUGCAGAAAUUAUACCGGAUGAUGGUCAAAUUCAAGGUAUUUUUGUUUUACGUACAGACAAUGAUGUUUUAUACUACCGUUUACAACAACGAAAUUAUUCAACAAAGAAAAUUGAUCAAAAUAUUCAAUCAGAAAUAUUUCAGGUUUGUUUAGAUGAAGCAAACGAGUCAUUUGAUCAAAAUAUUGUACAUGAACUACGAAAUAAUGAUGAAAAAGAUUAUCAGCGAAAUCUUGAAUAUCUUAUCAAUUGGAUUCAAAACUGGCCAUCUAUAAAUACAAAUGAUAAACCACCACAAGUAUCACAGUCAAAUGGUGAUGAAAGUAGUGAUACAGCCAUGAAAAAAAGUCCAAACCUGUCAAAUGCUAAACGUCAAAAGACGUCAUAA